Messenger RNA from Microdochium trichocladiopsis, 1815 nucleotides. Its product is annotated as major facilitator superfamily domain-containing protein. Gene Ontology annotation, molecular function: transmembrane transporter activity. NCBI's taxonomy places the organism in Eukaryota, Fungi, Ascomycota, Sordariomycetes, Xylariales, Microdochiaceae. The coding region runs from base 72 to 1724 and encodes 550 amino acids. The transcript has 4 exons. The record is from RefSeq and is a predicted model, not a curated record. Gene Ontology annotation, biological process: transmembrane transport.
CGUCGAUUAAACAUAGCACUGCUCUUCAUGUCUUGCCGCCCUCCCAGAAAGGCAGUACGUCACGUGCCAAUAUGGCCAAGAGCAGCAAAGAAGCCGUCGUCAUUCACGACCAGACCAACCUCCUGACUGGGAGCAAGCUCAUCAUCGUCUUUUGUGCCCUGGCAUCUGCUCUGCUCAUCACCUACAUCGACCAGAACUCCAUCGGUGUCGCGCUGCCUACCAUCGGCCGCGAGCUCAACAGUGCUUCCACCAUUGUCUGGGCCGGCACUUCGUCCUUGAUUGCGAACACGGCAUUUCAGGUCCUUUAUGGCCGCCUAUCUGACAUUCUUGGCCGCAAGGUCAUUCUCAUCACCUGCCUCUGCAUGCUGGGGCUAGCAGACUUGCUGUGCGGUUUCGCUCAGUCUGGCCCCCAGCUCUAUGCUUUUCGAGGCAUCUCUGGUCUUGCCAAUGGCGGCAUCAUGGCCCUGGUCAUGAUGGUGGUCUCGGACAUUACAACUCUUGAGCAACGCGGAAAAUAUCAAGGAAUCCUCGGGUCCUGCGUCGGUCUUGGCAAUACGAUCGGGCCCUUUCUGGCCGCAGCCUUCACGACACAUGUCACAUGGAGAGCGACCUUUUGGCUAAUCACGCCUUUGACGCUGUGUGUGGCCGUCCUGCUCUAUUUCCUCCUCCCGCCGCAGACGAUCCCUCCCGAGCCGCUGUCGACGAAAUUGGCCAAGAUCGAUUGGAUCGGAGGAAUCACAAGUUCCAUCGGGACGAUCCUGCUCCUGAUCCCCAUAUCUGGCCUGGGCACACAAUUUUCAACGUCCAGCCCCAUGGUCAUCGCCAUGAUCACUCUUGGCGCCUUCUUUCUUCUGCUCUUCGUCCUGCACGAGUAUCGAUUUGCCAAGCUGCCCAUGCUACCACUCCGCCUCUUCAACAACCCCGCACUGGCAGCAAUGUUGACGCAGAACUUCCUCAUCGGCAUCGUCUUCCAGAGCCUGCUGUACUACCUGCCAAUAUACUUCCAGAGCGCGUUGCGAAUGAAUCUGGUCACCUCGGCAGCCCUGAUCCUCCCGACGGUCAUCCCUCAGGCCGUUGCCUCCGCGUUGUCAGGGCAGUACAUUUCCCGUAUGAAGCGCUAUGGCGAGGUCAUCUGGCUCGGCUACAUAUGCUGGACGAUUGGAUCUAGCCUGCACUGCAUCUUUGACCGUAGCACAGCAAUAGUGGCAAUGGUCUUUAUCCUCGGGGUCGAGGGCUGGGGCAUUGGCUGUGUCUUCCAGCCGACUCUCGUUGCCGCACAGGCUCAUUCACCCAAGCAGGACCGUGCCGUCGUCAUCGCUGCGCGCAACUUCAUCCGGGCCCUUGGCGGCUCUGCCGGCCUGGCGAUAUCCUCUGCAAUCUACUCGAAUGCACUGAUCGGCACGCUUUCAGGCGCCCCUGAUAUCCCGCAGAGUUUUGUUGACAAGGUCCGGCAUUCAGUGUUCGAGGUACCCGAUCUUGACGGGCUAGGCGAGGCGCAACAAAAUGUUGUGCUGAAUAGUUAUGUCUUUGCGGCCAGGUCGAUUUUCUAUCUCUGGGCGGGAGCAAUGGCGAUCUGCUUAAUGUUGAUGCUAUUCAUCAAGGACAAAGGAUUGACUCGCCAGGAAGAACAGAAGCCGCUUUCAGAAUCUGCCACGUCUACAGAUGCAGCAGUAGGCGCUGCAGUCGUGGAGGGUGACGGGAAGGACAAAGGGUCGGCGGUAUAACACACGAAUAGAUGUAGCAUUAGGUUGGCGGGAAAAGGCAUAAAAGCAAGCAUUUGAUUUCGAUUAAACCAGCUUCCUGAAUGAAGUGAUC